Messenger RNA from Fusarium vanettenii 77-13-4, 4886 nucleotides. RefSeq lists its product as uncharacterized. The transcript is spliced from 6 exons. The record is from RefSeq and is a predicted model, not a curated record. Gene Ontology annotation, molecular function: glycosyltransferase activity; protein binding. Bases 1 to 4617 code for a protein of 1538 amino acids. Lineage: Eukaryota; Fungi; Ascomycota; Sordariomycetes; Hypocreales; Nectriaceae. Gene Ontology annotation, biological process: protein O-linked glycosylation.
AUGCCCAUCAGCAACCGGCUCAACGCUUCGAUACCCAGCGGCCAUGAAUCAGCGCCGUCUACCAGUGUCUUUCGUACUGCUUUUCCAGCCCGUUUUGCUUGUUCGCCAAUAUACCCCGUUGUCAUGUUGCCUCUUCUUCAAAUGCCCCCUCAUGCGGUGACGCCGCCGCCGUCGAAUCUCGAUGCCUUCGCCGCGUUUUCGAACAACAAUGCCGCCUCGCUCAGCGACCACUACCCUCGAAACGUUACCUCCCCAUACCAGCGAACAUUCCCGAUUCGCACAUCCCAAUCGCAGCGGCGUGCAACGGCAUCUGCCGCUCCCCUCUACCCGUUACGGCCAGAGCACCACCUUCGCCGAAAGACUCCAAACGGUACCAUCGAUGCCGGCUAUGACGGGUCGCCCUCCUUGUUCUCGCAUGGCCCACCUCCCUCGAAACAUUUGGUCCUACCCCGAUCUGCGACUGCCACGGCAUUCCCGCCGACAGGGCCUCUCAUACAUCAGCCCCAUUAUGCCGCCAGCAUUGACCACCAUCAUCCCUCCUCCGGUGGACAUAUGGGGCUCGGCGAUGAUAUCCGACAAACUCGCUUGGGCUCUUCGCCCUGGCCCUUUCCAAACGAUACAUCAGUGCAUGAUGGGCCCUUUCUUGGAGGUCACCAAGUAUUCCCCUCGGCCGAGGGACACUAUAUACCACAUGGCCAGGCUGACGCGCUUGGGAUGUUUCCCAACGCAUAUCAACCCUUAAUGAGGGCUCAUGAAUACAACGUCCGGGCUUUUUGUCCGCCCCCAGUGGUGAUGAACGAUUCAUUACCAUUUGGCCAAGUGCCCAUACACACUCCAUGGAGUUAUCAAAACCACGCGCGAGCUGGCGUCCUUCCGCCAAGGCAUGUCCAGCAGCAUGACUUUGGAGCUGUUCCACAGCACCCCAUGUCUUUGGCUCAUCCACCUUCUUUCACUCCAACCGCCGGCCUUGACCCCCAGUACAAUCCCGCUUUCAACCCAAGCCUAGCGAUGCAGGCCUAUCCUCGGCCUGCAAGCUUCAACAGCCCGCAAGGUUUCCGCGAGAAGGUGCUUUCACAGGCUCACAAGGCUUAUGUUGAUCUCUUGUCUUACCUCCAAACUAUCCGGAGACCUCAUCCCACCAAGGGAACCUCGGGUCACAACACAUCACCGAAACUUCUUGUAUACCCGAAGCCCCCAAAGCCCUCCUUGAAAUUCUCUGAUAUCCCGGAUGGAAAGGAAAUCACGGGGAUGAGGCUUGCGCCGGAAGGUGAUCGCAGACAGGAUUACCACCCUGGGAGGAACUCGGCGCCACAGCUUCAGGGGACAUUCGGCAACUAUCCGUCCAUGGGCAAAACGACGCCCUUCGCAGGAGCAAAAUCUUCGUUGGAUAUGCUGAGCAGUCUUUGUGAACAAAGUAGUUGGAACUGGAUUGAUGGGAUCAUGCUCGGAGGAUGCCUGCACUAUGGGCUCGAGCAAUACGAGGAGGCAUUAGAAUGGUUCUCGAGGAUUACGACCCUUGACUCGAGUCACGUCGAGGCAAUUACAAACAAAGCCGCUACUCUAUACUGCCUCAAUCGACAAGAUGAGGCUGAACAGCAUUGGAUCCGAGCUGUCAAGGUGCAACCCAGUUAUCUGGAAGCCGUCGAGCACUUAGUCGGGCUUCUUUACAAGAAGCGCAGCAAGGAAGCUGUGGACAUUAUCGACUAUGUCCAGCAUGCUUUAAGAGCGCAACAUCAGAAAGUUGGGCCUCACAGUGAAGUGAUGAAGACCCACGGGUUUGGAUCAAGCGGUUACGCCAUACCAGGCAAGGAAAAUGGCCGGAUCCUGGCUCUGAUCCAUGCCAAAGGAACCAUGCUGUACAGUCUCAAAGAAGUCAACAGGGCAUCAGCUGCCUUUGAGGAGGCAGUUUUGAUCAGCCUCGGUCGCCGGAUGAGCGGCAUUCAAGACCUUGUCCGUCAAAUCCAGACAGUUUUGUCACCGGCAGAUAUCCGUUUGCUUCCAAAUGGACAACCUCGCCACGCUUCACGGCCUCUGCUAUUGCCCCCGGAACGAGCUCGGCAUACCGCUCAUCUUGUAUUCGGUGGUACUGGCGAACUGCCAGGACUGCGAUAUGUUGCUGAGGGCUCAACAAAGAGAGCAGCUGUGCAAACCACCAGCAACUCGCUCCUGUCCCUAGCCAAGAUCUUCCAAGAUGCCCUUUCCAGCGGACACGCUGCCCCGGACAUCCUGCGGCGUCCUUCUGGCGUCGAGGACAUUUUGGCCCUCUACUAUCUUUCGCUGUCGCUUCAAGAAAGCCCCUCUACUGCGAACAAUGUCGGUAUUCUCCUAGCAGGUGUGCAGCAGGUCACAUCUCAUCCUCCCGACGCAAGCAUCGAAAUGUUCCCCCAGCCAAACAUUCCCGGCAUCGUCCCAGGCAGUGGUCUGUCUCUAGCUCUGGCGUAUUACCACUACGGCCUGCGUCUGGACCCAAAGCACGUUCAUCUUCACACCAACCUCGGAAGCUUGUUGAAAGAUAUUGGUCAACUGGAUCUGGCCAUUCAAAUGUACGAGCAGGCAGUCUCAUGCGAUGGGACCUUUGAUAUCGCUCUGACAAAUUUGGCCAACGCCGUCAAGGACAGGGGACGUAUUAAUGAUGCAAUCGCAUACUACAAGCGCGCUGUGAGCUCCAACCCAGACUUUGCUGAAGCUGUCUGUGGUCUGUCCACUGCCUUGAACUCUGUUUGCGAUUGGAGAGGCCGGGGCGGAGUUAUGCUUCAGUCUGGAAAAUAUGAUCGAUGGCAUGUCGACGACAAAGGUCUCCUCAUUGAUGCACGUUCUGCGGGACAUGAGAGUGGCCUUACGGACCGCGUCGUCCGCAUCAUCGGUCGCCAACUCAGCGAGGCAUCAUAUUGGGGGCGCGGUGUUCUCGGCGAUAAUAUCAUCACCACCAUUGCAAAACAAUUACGGGAUCUUGGCCUGACAGGGUCAUUCCCACUCGAAGAAGCAUUGAGAGAAUGGAGCAAGAAACCAUGGGAGGGUUCGCACAUCGUUCGCCUUGUGGAGCGCGCGACUCGAGCAACGCAAUGGAAAUGGUACCGAGACCGCUAUAUAUCUGGCGCCGAAACAGCUUCCCGAUACACACGGUUACGUCUGCCUAACAGCCUCACAGUACCGUCGGCACCGACCGUUCUACCAUUCCACACUUUUACUUGCCCUCUCUCAGCGAAGGACAUUCGAGCUAUAUCCCAGCGAAAUGGAAUUCGAAUAUCCUGCUCGACGCUGCGGUUGCCAUGGCUACCAUCGACAGUUUAUCCCCCUCCUCCUCCACCCAGCCCUUACUUGAAUGUGGGUUAUGUGUCGUCUGACUUCAACAAUCAUCCUUUGGCUCACCUAAUGCAAUCUGUAUUCGGGUUCCACAAUCCUCGACGCGCGCGUGCGUUCUGUUAUGCCACAACAGCGAGUGAUCGGUCUGUCCAUCGGCAGCAGAUUGAGCGUGAGGCCCCUGUUUUCCGCGAUGUCAGCAGCUGGCCAGCGGACAAGCUGGUAGAACAAAUCAUCCGAGAUGAGAUUCACAUUCUUGUCAACCUCAACGGCUAUACCAGGGGGGCGCGCAACGAGAUAUUCGCUGCUCGACCUGCCCCUGUGCAGAUGUCCUUCAUGGGCUUCGCCGGUACACUAGGAGCGGAAUGGUGCGACUACAUUCUAGCAGACAGCACCGCCAUCCCACCCGAGACGCUACGCCCCUGGCGCAACAACGUUGGAGUUGAGGACGUGUUCCACGAUGAGACAGAGGGUGACAGGGAAGGCUGGAUGUACUCGGAGAACAUCAUCUUCUGUCGUGACACGUUUUUCUGCUGUGACCAUGCUCAGUCCUGUGAUGCGGGCGAACGCGAAGUCACAUGGGAACAAGAACAGAGACGUCGUUGGAAGAUGCGGAGAGAGCUUUUUCCCACCCUAGCUGAUGAUGCCAUUAUCAUGGGGAAUUUCAAUCAGCUAUACAAGAUUGAACCCACAACCUUCAGGUCAUGGCUACGAAUCUUGGCACAAGUGCCAAAGGCGGUCCUAUGGCUACUCCGAUUUCCCGAACUUGGGGAGGCAAACCUACGACGUACGGCCAAGGCUUGGGCUGGCACAGAGGUCGCCAGUCGACUAAUUUUCACUGAUGUUGCACCCAAGAGCCAACACAUAUCACGAGCGCGUGUUUGCGACCUAUUCCUUGACACGCCAGAAUGCAAUGCCCAUACGACAGCCGCAGACGUUCUCUGGUCAAGCACACCUCUCCUCACACUCCCAAGGUAUCCGUACAAGAUGUGCUCUCGGAUGGCGGCAUCUAUUCUGAAAGGGGCUCUACCUAAAUCAGAGGAUGGGCGAAAGGCUGCAGCAGAGUUGAUUGCUAGCAGCGAAGAGGAGUAUGAACAGCGGGCGGUACAGCUUGCUGGCGGUCUCAGCUACACCAUGUCGAGGAGCGGAUAUGGCCAUGGCCAUGGACGUUUAGCUGAUAUGCGCAAGUUGCUCUGGGAUAGCAAGUGGCACUGCGGGCUCUUCGAUACGCGGCGAUGGGUUGAUGAUGUUGAGACCGCGUAUGAGCAGGCAUGGCAACGAUGGGUCGCUGGCGAAGGCGGUGACAUUCAUCUGUGAGCGAGGAGCAAACAGAGUGGAUCAUGUCAACCCGCCAAAGCGAGAAACAGAACCGGUUUGGGAUUCAAUGAUUGAAUGACGAGACAGGACGUCCAACGUGUAGACGAGAUGGAUCGGUAAGCCACCAUCGGUGGAGAAGGCUGGUUUGGACUGGAGUCUGGCGUGUGUCUAUUCACUAUUUUUAAGAUUUAUUGGUGAUCUUGAGAGAGGGGCAAGUUCCUGAUCGGAUCAGGAGUGGUUUCUUUUUCUUUUCUUCUAGAGGUGGACGG